Messenger RNA from Lottia gigantea (owl limpet), 432 nucleotides. RefSeq lists its product as hypothetical. The record is from RefSeq and is a predicted model, not a curated record. NCBI's taxonomy places the organism in Eukaryota, Metazoa, Mollusca, Gastropoda, Lottiidae. The transcript has a single exon. The annotation marks the transcript as partial.
AUAGAUGACAUGAGUUUAUUAGAAGCAGUUUCUAAGAUAGAUGACAUGAGUUUAUUAGAAGCAGUCUCUAAGAUAGAUGACAUGAGUUUAUUAGAAGCAGUCUCUAAGAUAGAUGACAUGAGUUUAUUAGAAGCAGUUUCUAAUAUAGAUGACAUGAGUUUAUUACAAGCAGUUUCUAAGAUAGAUGACAUGAGUUUAUUAGAAGCAGUCUCUAAGAUAGAUGAGAUGAGUUUAUUAGAAGCAGUUUCUAAUAUAGAUGACAUGAGUUUAUUAGAAGCAGUUUCUAAGAUAGAUGACAUGAGUUUAUUAGAAGCAGUUUCUAAAAUAGAUGACAUGAGUUUAUUAGAAGCAGUCUCUAAGAUAGAUGACAUGACGAAAUCUUCCAGGUCAGAUUUAGAAUUUGAAGAAGCACCCAAAACAUCGUCAAUGUAG